This is a messenger RNA of Ricinus communis (castor bean), 2412 nucleotides long. RefSeq names its product outer envelope protein 64, mitochondrial. The coding region runs from base 208 to 2031 and encodes 607 amino acids. The transcript is spliced from 13 exons. Gene Ontology annotation, molecular function: protein binding. The record is from RefSeq and is a predicted model, not a curated record. Lineage: Eukaryota; Viridiplantae; Streptophyta; Magnoliopsida; Malpighiales; Euphorbiaceae.
UAGUAAAACCGAAUAAUGUGGAGUGCUAAAGAGGUACUAGCCAGGUACCACCACAGUAACUGGAACCCCAAGCGCACGAUAGCAAACAUCAACCAGGAAAACACUCGAAUCCGCAAAUAAAAAAAGAAAAUCUCUCCUCUCUAAAACCCUUGAAAAACCCCAUUUUUCUCCUUUCUCUCCCUUUGAUCAUUUCCUCAUAACAACACCAUGAAUAAGCCACUUACUCUGAUCAAACAACACGCUUCAAACCCUAAAGUAUGGUUAGUGAUCGGCGUCACGGUUGCCGGAAUCAUAGUGGUGGCGGAGACACGGAGGCGCAGUCGGAAGGCAGCGUUGAUGAUGAUAAAGCGCGAGGAUUUCGGAGCUUUCAUUGAGAAAUUCGAGAUUCUUCCUUUUCCUCAAGCUCCUCCUCCUGCAGCUAAACAACCUCUCUCCGGGCUCUCAUUUGCCAUCAAGGAUAUUUUUGAUGUGAAAGAUUAUGUGACGGGAUUUGGGAAUCCAGAUUGGAGAAGAACACAUGAAGUUGCUGAAAAAAUGGCAGUGGCAGUUACUGCUCUGUUAAAGAAUGGAGCUACUUGUGUUGGCAAGACUAUUAUGGAUGAAUUAGGAUUGGGGAUAAGUGGUGAAAAUUUGCAUUAUGGAACGCCUAUGAAUCCAAUAAUGCCAUCAUUUGUACCUGGAGGCUCUUCUAGUGGUUCAGCUGUGACUGUUGCAGCCGAGCUUGUUGAUUUUGCUCUUGGCACUGAUACAAUUGGCUGCAUUAGGAUUCCAGCAGCAUUUUGUGGUAUCUUUGGCUAUCGGCCAUCCCAUGGGACUGUAUCUAUGAUUGGAGCGAUUCCAAAUGCACAAAGUUUGGACACAGUUGGAUGGCUUGCACGUGAUCCUUCUAUAUUACGUUGUGUUGGACAUGCUUUACUGAAACUGAAUGCUGUGGAGGCGAGAAAGGCAAGGCGAAUUAUUUUUGCUGAUGAUCUUUUUCAGCUUUGUAAGGUUCCCAAGCAGAAGACUGAAUAUGUUAUUAGUAAAGCCAUUGAAAACCUGUCUGGAUACCAGUCACCAAAGCAUUUGAACUUUGGUCAGUAUAUUGCUUCAAAUGUACCGAGUCUAAAAGGAUUCCUUGAACAAUCUGGGAACCUGCAAAGUGGCACAUCUGCUUUGAAAGCUCUCUCUUCUGUGAUGGUUUCAUUACAAAGAUAUGAAUUCAAAACAAAUCAUGAAGAAUGGGUUAAAUCAGUGAAACCCAAGUUAGCACCUGAUGUCUCUAAUCGUGUUCUUGCAGCUAUUAAUGCUACAUAUGAGAACGUAAAAGUGUUAUACAAAAUCAGGUCUGAGAUGCGAGCUGCCACACAAAGUCUCUUAAAGGAUGAUGGGAUAUUAGUUAUUCCUACGGUUGCAGAUCCUCCGUUGAAGCUUAAUACAAAGAAAGGGUAUUCUCCGGAGUCUCAUGAUAGAGUAAUCAUACUUUCAAGCAUUGCAAGCAUGUCUGGAUGUUGUCAGGUUGCCGUGCCCUUGGGAAAGCAUGAUGACUGUCCUAUCUCUGUUUCAUUUAUCUCGUUCCAUGGAGCUGAUAAGUUUCUUCUUGAUACAAUUGUGGACAUGUACUUAUCCCUUCAAGCGCAAAUCAGCAUUGUUUCUAAUUCACCACUAUUGCCAGAUACCAAUGGAAAUAUGGAUGCCUCAGAACUUUUGAAAGAAAAGGGGAACGCUGCAUUUAAGGGGGGGAAGUGGAAUAAGGCUGUCGAUUACUACACUGAAGCUAUAAAAUUGAAUGGUUCAAAUGCAACUUUCUAUUGCAACCGGGCAGCAGCAUAUUUGGAAUUAGGAUGCUUUCAGCAAGCUGAAGAAGACUGCAGCAUGGCAAUUUCACUUGAUAAAAAGAAUGUGAAGGCAUAUUUGAGGCGUGGAACAGCUAAAGAAUCACUUCUCUACUAUAAAGAGGCUGCUCAAGAUUUCAAGCAUGCUCUUGUACUCGAACCACAUAAUAAGGCAGCUAGAGAGGCUGAAGAAAGACUAAGAAAACUGAUGAGUUGAUGCUUUACUCUUUUCUCAUCCUCCUUCAUACCAAAAAUGGUAUAGCAUUAUAUGAGGAUUCGACCAAAGGCUGCCUUCCUUCUUUUGACACUUUGCCCAAGGAACAAAAGAAAAGAAUGGUGAAGUUCUCUGUUUGUGCAUAGCUCUUUACAGUAGGUACAUUUAUGCUGCUCAAAUGUAUUUUUUUUUACUUGAAAAUGUUUCUUUAUCUUCAAUUUUUCCUUUGAUUACAUGAGAUGAAAAACAAUAGCUGAAAAGGCAGUUGCUAAUUGCCAUGUGUAUCAUGUUGCAAAUUUUGUUCAAGAGAAAAAAAAAAGAUGCGGGUUCUCAUUAGUUGGACGUUUGAGAGUAUCCAAUGCAAUGCUAGAGUUCCUUUUCGGA